CAAAAAAUCAACGGAAAACGUGACAGAAAUAUCUAGAGAAUAAAAGAACAAGUUUUGCAAAGUUUUUAUCUUAUAAUUUUAUGGUUUACUAAUUGUAAUAUUAUCCCAAUAACGCAAUGGCAUCUAUGAGCAGGGAGGAAUUGAUAAACAGUAUCUAUUACUCGGACAAAUACUAUGAUGAUGUGUUUGAAUAUAGGCAUGUUGUACUUCCCAAAGAAAUGGUUAGCGUAGUACCCAAAACUCAUUUAAUGUCUGAAGAUGAAUGGCGAAGUAUUGGAGUUCAACAAAGUAAAGGAUGGGUGCAUUAUAUGAUUCAUUUACCAGAACCUCAUAUUCUGCUUUUCAAGAGACCUAUAACAACACCUCCGCCCUCCCAAUAAGAACCUAAGUCAAAUUUUGUACAAACCCAUUCCCUAUUUUUAAGUUUUCGGAUAGUUUAUUAUAGUAAAAUACCUUUAUCUGAGUAUUUUUCUUUGAAAACCCUAAGUACUUAAAGGAAAUUAAAUAGUUUUUGAUUAUUCUUGUAGUUUAUUAUAUAUUAUUUAAAUACUUGAGUACUGAAGAUAUUUAAUGUGAAUUCCAAAUGCAAAAGGCUGAAUUUUGAGCCGCACAUAUGUUCAUAAUAACUUUAUAUUGUUUCAUCUCAAAUAUUGCAUGAAGAGUUCUUUACUGUGUCAUAUUUUAAUAUAAAUGUCAAAGGAACUGUGAAAAACAUUGCUUUUUAUGUAUUUUAUAUUUUAUGUACAAAAUAUUGUAUGGUCUUUAAUGCAGAGCAUUUGUACUCAGUACUUCAUACAAUUUUGAAUAGUAAUUUGAUUUGUUGUAUAGAUUAGAAUUACUUGACAUGCUAUUUAUAUGAUAAAUUUUGGUAUCUGAAAGUCUCUUUGACAAAUUGGAGAAAUAAACAAAAACUAUACAAUUUACUAAAAGAUGUGAUUAGUUAGUGAAAGGGAACUUCUCCUCUUAACCAAUUGAGUUGUUAAUUAUUAAACACAUUUUGUUCGAAUGUAUCUUUAUGUUUGAAUUUUUAGUGAAAUUGUCUAUUCUGUAGAUAAAGGUAUUUUAAAGUAAUAGUGUUAUUUAUCAAAAUGGAAGGCUGUAAUGUGUUUUAGAUCAAUAGCUUACAUUUCAUUAUUAAGUGUACUUGUAUUAUAAACAUUUUUACUUGUUUUUAUUGAUAAACUUGGAUUAGUUCAUGCUUUUAAUGUGUUAGUAAAGUUUUGUGAUACUCUAAAAUAAAUCCACGUUUUUUUAU
This is a messenger RNA of Diabrotica balteata, 1255 nucleotides long. Lineage: Eukaryota; Metazoa; Arthropoda; Insecta; Coleoptera; Chrysomelidae. The record is from the annotation of a GenBank genome assembly.